Hemiscyllium ocellatum (epaulette shark) is the source of this 1169-nucleotide messenger RNA. RefSeq names its product C-X-C chemokine receptor type 1-like. Bases 108 to 1169 code for a protein of 353 amino acids. Gene Ontology annotation, cellular component: membrane. Lineage: Eukaryota; Metazoa; Chordata; Chondrichthyes; Orectolobiformes; Hemiscylliidae. Gene Ontology annotation, molecular function: C-X-C chemokine receptor activity. The record is from RefSeq and is a predicted model, not a curated record. Gene Ontology annotation, biological process: immune response; neutrophil chemotaxis; G protein-coupled receptor signaling pathway. The transcript is spliced from 2 exons.
UGUAGAAGCCUCUGAAUGAACUUGCUAGUGUCUAAAAAGUUAGAUGGUCAAGAAAAUUAUAUUUUCAGCUUACUUACAGGAUACAUCAAUCACAGGCUGAGAAGAAAAUGGACAUCAAGCAGUUUGACCUUGGAGAGAUUGACUUUGGUGAUUUAUUUGAAAAUUAUACAAAUAAUUAUGAUGGUUACAAUAUUGAUUCAGACACGUUACCCUGUACUUCUGUCAUGAAUGAGUCAAUCAACGCAGCUCUGGCUGUUAUCUAUAGCCUGGUGUGCUUCCUCGCUGUGAUAGGCAACGUGAUCGUAAUGAUUGUCCUACUUUAUAAUCGAAGGGCCAUAACAUCCACAGACAUCUACCUGCUUCAUCUGGCAGUGGCUGACCUGCUCUUUGCCGUGACCUUGCCUUUUUGGGCAGUGGAUGCCGUAUCCGGCUGGGUGUUUGGUGAUGCCAUGUGUAAAAUCAUCAGCAUGUUACAGGAAGUUAACUUCUACAGUGGGAUUUUAUUGCUGGCUUGUAUCAGUAUUGAUCGCUAUCUGUCCAUUGUCUACGCUACACAAUCCCACAAGCAUAAGGGACCAUUUAUAAUUAAGCUGGUUUGUGCUGCUGUUUGGUUGCUGGCUAUUGUCCUGUCUUUACCAGUUUUAUACAAGGGUGAAUAUACUCCACCUGGUCCCAACAGACAGAUAUGUUACGAGAUACUUGAUGGGGAAUCAGCAAAAACGUGGAGAGUGACCACCAGAUUUUUGCGGCAUUUUAUUGGGUUUCUUAUCCCUCUGGCUGCCAUGGUAUUCUGCUACAGUGUGACAAUCCAGAAACUGUGUCAAACGAAGGGAUUUCGGAAACAUAAAGCCAUGAAAGUCAUCAUCGUGGUGGUGUUGGCUUUUCUCAUUUGUUGGUUCCCACACAACAUUACGGUGUUCAUCGACACACUGAUGAGGAGCAAACUCAUUGCUGAGACUUGUGACAUACGCAGUCGCAUUGACAGAGCUCUCAUUGGAACUCAAAGUUUGGGAUUCCUGCACAGCUGCAUUAACCCAAUCAUAUAUGGGUUUAUUGGGGUGAAAUUCAGGAAUCAUCUGGUCAAACUCUUGGUUACAAAAGGAAUCAUGAAGCAAAGCAAUGAUUCACGAUAUAUGAGAUCUGUAUCCUCUUCCUCAACUGUCAUGUAG